CUCACACGCUUUUAGUGACAUGUCAAUCCACGAUGUGUCGGUAAGCGCAGCUGAGACGCAGGCCAUUGUAGAGGAGGCCCUGGGGCUGCGGAAGAAGCGACAAGCGCUGACCAUGCGGGAGAAGGAGCCAGACCUGAAGCUGGUGCAGCCCAUCCCCUUCUUCACCUGGAAGUGCCUGGGAGAGAGUUUGCUGGCCAUGUACAACCACCUCACCACCUGUGAGCCUUUGCGGCCCAGCCUUGGCAAGAGGAUUGACCUGUCCGACUACCAGGACCCCAGCCAGCCUCUGGUGUCUUCUGUGGUGGUGGCACCUGUCAGCGUGAUCCAGCCCAGCCCCGUCACCGCCAGCCCGGCUGUGGCUGUGGCAGAACCUGUGCUCUCCUAUGCCCCCGUGGCCGCGGCCAGCUUCCCGCUGCACAGUCCCAGCCUAUUGGAGACCGGCGUGCCUGUGGGUGAUAUUUCUGGGGGAGAUAAAUCCAAGAAAGGAGUAAAACGGAAGAAGAUUGCAGAAGAGAGUGGAGAGACAGCGAAGCGGCGGUCUGCCCGUGUCCGAAACACCAAGUGCAAGAAAGAAGAGAAGGUAGACUUCCAGGAGCUUCUGAUGAAGUUUUUGCCGUCCAGGCUGAGAAAGCUGGACCCCGAGGAGGAAGAUGACCCAUUUAAUACUUACGAAGUCCAGUCAGAAGCCAAACUGCAGAGCUUCCCGAACAUCGGCCCUCACCGACUGUCAUACGAUUCGGCUACGUUCAUGGAGUCUGAGAAGCAGGAUGUACAUGCGUUCCUGUUGGAGAACCUGACCAACGGGGGCAUCCUGGAGCUGAUGAUGCGCUACCUGAAGAGCAUGGGCCAGAAGUUCCUGCUGAGGUGGCCACCGGGCCUCACGGAGGUUGUGCUCGGCGUCUAUCACAGCUGGAGGAGGCACAGCACCAGCCUGCCCAACCCGCUGCUGAGGGACUGCAGCAACAAGCAUAUCAAGGAUAUGAUGUUGAUGUCUCUCUCCUGCAUGGAGCUCCAGCUGGACCAGUGGCUGCUGACCAAGGGCAGAAGUUCUGCAGUGUCUCCUCGGAACUGCCCUGCUGGUGUGGUGAAUGGCAGGUUUGGGCCUGAUUUCCCAGGAACCCACUUCCUGGGGGACCUCCUACAGCUGUCGUUUGCCUCAUCCCAGCGGGACCUGUUUGAGGAUGGCUGGCUGGAGUUUGUGGUCCGCGUUUAUUGGUUGAAGGCUCGGUUCCUGGCACUGCAGGGAGACAUGGAGCAGGCCCUGGAGAACUAUGACAUCUGCACAGAACUGCUCCAGAGCUCCACUGCCAUCCAGGCUGAGGCAGGGACUGAGCAGAGAGACAUCAUCAUCCGCCUGCCCAACCUCUACAAUGAUUCGGUCGUUUCCUUGGAGGAGAUUGAUAAGAACCUGAAGUCGCUGGAGCGGUGCCAGUCCCUGGAGGAGAUUCAGCGGCUCUACGAGGCUGGGGACUACAAGGCCGUCGUGCAUCUGCUUCGCCCCACCUUGUGUACCAGUGGAUUUGACCGGGCUAAACACCUGGAGUUCAUGACUUCUAUUCCGGAGAGGCCGGCCCAGCUGCUGCUGCUGCAGGACUCCUUGCUCCGGCUAAAGGACCACCGACAGUGUUUCGAGUGCUCUGACGUGGCUUUGCACGAGGCCGUCCAGCAGAUGGUGAAUGUGAGUGAGUCUGCAGCCAAGGAGGAGUGGGUGGCCACGGUGACCCAGCUGCUGCUGGGCAUUGAGCAGGCGCUCUCGGCUGACAACAGUGGCAGCAUCCUGAAGGAAUCGUCUUCCUCCACUGGCCUCACCCGGCUCACCAACAAUCUCAUCCAGGUCAUCGACUGCAGCAUGGCCGUGCAGGAGGAGCCCAAGGAGCCCCAUGUCUCUUCAGUGCUGCCCUGGAUCAUCCUGCACCGGAUCAUCUGGCAGGAAGAGGACACCUUCCACUCCCUCUGCCACCAGCAGCAGCUACAGAACCCAGCAGACGAAGUGAUGGCCGAGACACCUAUGCUCCCAUCCUCCCUCAUGCUGCUCAACACAGCCCACGAAUAUUUGGGCAGGAGGUCCUGGUGCUGCAAUUCCGAUGGGGCUCUGCUGCGAUUCUACGUAAGAGUUCUCCAGAAGGAGCUUGCUGCAUCCACCUCAGAAGACACACACCCCUACAAGGAGGAGCUGGAGACGGCCUUGGAGCAGUGCUUCUACUGCCUGUACAGCUUCCCGAGCAAGAAGAGCAAGGCGAGGUACCUGGAGGAGCACUCGGCCCAGCAGGUGGACCUUAUUUGGGAGGAUGCCCUGUUCAUGUUUGAGUAUUUUAAGCCCAAGACCCUUCCUGAAUUUGACAGCUACAAGACCAGCACUGUGUCUGCUGACUUGGCCAACCUUCUGAAGAGAAUCGCCACCAUUGUGCCCCGCACAGAAAGGCCAGCACUGAGCCUGGACAAAGUCUCCGCCUACAUUGAGGGUGCCUCGGCUGAGGUGCCCUGCCUCCCUGAAGGGGCCGACCCCUCCCCUCCAGUGGUGAAUGAACUCUACUACCUCCUGGCUGAUUACCAUUUCAAAAACAAGGAGCAGUCCAAGGCCAUCAAGUUCUACAUGCAUGACAUCUGCAUCUGCCCCAACAGGUUUGAUUCCUGGGCAGGCAUGGCUCUGGCCCGGGCUAGUCGCAUUCAGGACAAGCUGAACUCCAAUGAGCUGAAGAGUGAUGGGCCCAUCUGGAAGCACGCCACGCCUGUCCUGAACUGCUUCCGACGGGCCCUGGAAAUCGACAGCUCCAACCUGUCCCUGUGGAUCGAGUAUGGCACCAUGUCUUACGCCUUGCACUCCUUCGCCUCACGCCAGCUGAAGCAGUGGAGAGCUGAGCUGCCCCCUGAGCUCGUGCAGCAGAUGGAGGGCCGGCGUGACAGCAUGCUGGAGACAGCCAGGCACUGUUUCACGUCUGCGGCCCGCUGCGAGGGCGACGGUGAUGAGGAGGAGUGGCUCAUCCACUACAUGCUGGGCAAGGUCGCCGAGAAGCAGCAGCAGCCGCCUGCUGUUUACCUGUUGCACUACAGACAGGCCGGCCACUAUCUGCACGAGGAGGCUGCCCGCUACCCCAAGAAGAUCCACUACCACAACCCACCUGAGCUGGCCAUGGAGGCCCUGGAGGUGUACUUCCGGCUCCACGCUUCCAUCUUAAAGCUCCUGGGGAAGCCCGACUCUGGGGUCAGUGCAGAGGUCCUGGUCAACUUCAUGAAGGAGGCUGCAGAAGGACCCUUUGCCAGGGGCGAGGAGAAGAAUACGCCCAAAGCUUCAGAGAAAGAGAAGGCCUGCCUGGUGGACGAGGACUCCCACUCUUCAGCUGGGACACUGCCGGGCCCCGGAGCCUCCCUCCCCUCCUCCUCUGGCCCAGGUCUGACAUCCCCACCUUACACAGCUACUCCGAUUGACCACGAUUACGUCAAAUGUAAAAAACCCCACCAGCAGGCGACGCCGGACGAGCGCAGCCAGGACAGCACAGCCGUGGCGCUCUCAGACUCUAGCUCAACACAGGACUUCUUUAAUGAGCCUGCCAGCUCGUUGGAGGGUUCCCGGAAGCUAUACGUGGAGAAGAAGCUGCCCAUUUCCAGUUCCCAAGCAGGACCGACUGCUAAAGACCUUCAGGGGGCCACAGAGGAAAGAGGAAAAACCGAGGAGUCCUUGGAGAGCACAGAAGGCUUCCGGGCCACGGAGCAAGGCAGCCAGAAGCCUGCUGCAGACCCCCCAGCCUCUGCCUGCAUUGCUGUCAAACCCGCGGCAUCUGCACCUGCCCUGUGGGACGGGAGGAAGAGAGCUGACCCCCUUGCGGAGCCAGCAGCCUUUCCCCAGGGGCUGCCGGCUGGGGCGGAGGAGCGGCGCCAGUUCCUUACAGAGCAGUGCAUCGCCGCCUUCCGCCUGUGCCUCAGUCGCUUCCCCCAGCACUAUAAGAGCCUUUACCGACUGGCCUUCCUCUACACCUACAGCAAGACCCACCGGAACCUCCAGUGGGCCCGCGACGUGUUGCUAGGCAGCGGUAUCCCGUGGCAACAACUGCAGCACAUGCCGGCACAGGGGCUCUUCUGUGAGAGGAACAAGACCAAUUUCUUCAACGGCAUCUGGCGGAUCCCCGUGGACGAGAUCGACCGGCCGGGCAGCUUCGCCUGGCACAUGAACCGCUCCAUUGUGCUGCUGCUGAAGGUGCUGGCCCAGCUCCGGGACCACAGCACCCUGUUGAAGGUGUCCUCCAUGCUGCAGCGGACCCCGGACCAGGGCAAGAAGUAUCUGCGAGAUGCUGACCGCCAGGUCCUGGCACAGCGGGCCUUCAUCCUCACUGUAAAGGUGCUGGAGGACACUCUGAGCGAGCUUGCAGAGGGGUCAGAACGCCCAGGGCCCAAGGCCUGUGGCCUCCCUGGAGCCAGGAUGACCACUGACGUCCCCCACAAGGCCAGUCCUGAGGAUAGUCAAGAAGGCCUCCCCCACUCCAAGAAGCCCCCUCUGGCUGAUGGCUCAGGGCCAGGGGCCGAGCCAGGAGGCAAGGCGGGCCCUCUCAACCACCGGCCUGUGGCCAUGGAGGCAGGAGACAGUACAGACCAGGCCGGGGAUCGGAAGGACAAGGAGAGUCCCCGGGCAGGGCCUACCGAGCCCAUGGACACGGGUGAGGCCACUGCUCGCUGCUCAGACUCCGAACGGGCGCCACCGCCACAGCCAGGCCGCCCCCCAAGGGACCGUGGCCCCGAGAGCCGUCCCACUGAGCUCUCCUUGGAGGAGCUGAGCAUCAGUGCCCGGCAACAACCCAGCCCGCUCACAUCGGCCCAGCCAGCCCCGGCUGCCGCCCCUGCCACCACCCCUGGGGCCAGAGGGGGCAGCCACCCCGAGGAGCCACCCACACGGCCCAGCCGAAAGAGGAAGCUCCUAGAGGACACAGAGUCGGGCAAGACACUGCUGCUGGAUGCCUACCGUGUGUGGCAGCAGGGCCAGAAGGGUGUGGCCUACGACCUGGGCCGCAUCGAGAGAAUCAUGUCCGAGACCUACAUGCUCAUCAAGCAGGUGGACGAGGAGGCUGCGCUGGAGCAGGCCGUGAAGUUCUGUCAGGCCCACCUCGGGGCCGCCGCCCAGAGACAGGCCGCAGGGGACACACCUACCACCCCAAAGCACCCCAAGGACAGCCGAGAGAACUUUUUCCCUGGGGCUGUGGCCCCCACGGCUCCUGACCCUGUGCCGGCCGAUGCUCUCCAGCGGCCCAGUGACACUCACGCCAAGCCUCGCCCUGCACCGGCUGCAUCCACGGCGAUCAUCCCCUGCCCUCCCUCAGUGUCGGCCUCCACUCCAGAGCCGUCCAAGGACUCUGGGUCCCCCCGGCUACAUAGGCCAGAGGCCACCCCCAGCAUGAUCUCUCUGGGCCCAGAGGAAGAAGAGCUGGCAGGAGGGACAGAGGGCGUGGGCUUCCCGCCGCAGGAGCCACUGCACAGUGAGCAGGUGAAGACCGUCCCCGAGAGCCCUUCGAAAGAGCCCUGCCGGCCCACAGAGCCCACGCCCCGGCCAGGCACCGAACCCACCUGCAGCCAGGUCACCAGCUCCAAGGUGCCCAGCGGUGCGAGUGCCCAGCCACCCGAGGGCCCCCCCGGCAAGGCAGAGCCCGGCCGGGCCAAAUCGCGCCUCCUGCCGAGCAUGCCGAAGCUGGUCAUCCCCUCGGCCGCCACCAAGUUUCCCCCUGAGAUCACCGUCACACCGCCCACCCCAACCCUGCUCUCACCCAAAGGCAGCAUCUCGGAGGAGACCAAGCAGAAGCUGAAGUCCGCCAUCCUGUCUGCCCAGUCGGCCGCCAACGUGCGGAAGGAGAGCCUGUGCCAGCCGGCCCUGGAGGUCCUGGAGACGUCAAGCCAGGAGUCCUCUCUGGAGAGUGAGACGGAUGAGGAUGACGACUACAUGGACAUCUGAGGGCUGGAGCCGCCCCCCUUGGCCUGAGCCCCUCGGCGUGUGCCAGGCCCAGGUGGAGCACUGUUCCCCACGCAGACCCCAGUCUGCCCAGCCUCCGUCCCUCGCGGUGUCCUCCCCACCCGCUUGGGCUCUCGUCUGUCCCCACUGCAUGGGGGCCCAGAGGAGGCUGAGCUUGGCCACGUGAAGCCGGCCGCAGCUCACAUAGCAGGGCUGGCAUCCUUUUCUAUGAAAUGUUGACUUUGUACAAAUGUGCCCAAGCCCAGUCCGGGUGGCCAUGUCCACACCUUGACGCCCGGGUGGGCCGGGUUCUGCCUGUGUCACAGUGGAGGGGUCAUUUAGGGUUGGGCUCGCCCCACUCCCUUUUUUUGGUUUCUUUUCUAAUAAAGAUGGAACAGUU
Messenger RNA from Ailuropoda melanoleuca (giant panda), 6329 nucleotides. RefSeq names its product calcineurin binding protein 1 (gene CABIN1). Bases 20 to 5932 code for a protein of 1970 amino acids. The transcript is spliced from 30 exons. Gene Ontology annotation, cellular component: nucleus. The record is from RefSeq and is a predicted model, not a curated record. Gene Ontology annotation, molecular function: protein binding; nucleosome binding. Gene Ontology annotation, biological process: chromatin organization. NCBI's taxonomy places the organism in Eukaryota, Metazoa, Chordata, Mammalia, Carnivora, Ursidae.